AUGAAUUCAGUUUUGUUCAAAGUUUUGGUGCUUUGUCUGCUUGUGGUCAUUGCAAAAAGUGAUACGUGUAAAUGCUGUUGUCCAAGCACGGGAUCGACCACUGGAACCUGUGGCCAAACAUCUGUCUCUAACUGUACAUAUUGCACAAACUCUUUGUGCCGAUCGUUAUACACGUGUUCUAUAAGUGGUAGCAGCGGCCUCACCGCCACGUGCUCAGCACCACUGAGUCGUUAUUCAUUAAUGGCAACUUUUGCUUUUCCUCUACUGAUCUAUCUCUUUAACAACAACAAAAUGAAGUCAUAA
Molecule: messenger RNA, 303 nt
Organism: Adineta ricciae
Lineage: Eukaryota; Metazoa; Rotifera; Eurotatoria; Adinetida; Adinetidae
Source: the annotation of a GenBank genome assembly